Molecule: messenger RNA, 1393 nt
Organism: Diceros bicornis minor
Lineage: Eukaryota; Metazoa; Chordata; Mammalia; Perissodactyla; Rhinocerotidae
Gene: SDHAF3
Product: succinate dehydrogenase complex assembly factor 3
Exons: 2
Coding region: 27-404 (125 amino acids)
Biological process (GO): succinate metabolic process; mitochondrial respiratory chain complex II assembly
Cellular component (GO): mitochondrial intermembrane space; mitochondrion
Source: RefSeq, a predicted model, not a curated record
GCGGUGUGCGGUCCGCGCGCGGCGCUAUGCCUGCCCGGCACGUCUCGCGGGUCCGGACCUUGUACCGGCGCAUCCUGCUGCUGCACCGGGCUCUGCCCCCGGACCUCAAAGCGCUCGGCGACCAGUACGUGAAGGACGAGUUUAGGAGACACAAGACCGUUGGUUCUGACGAGGCCCAGCGUUUCUUGCAGGAAUGGGAGGUGUAUGCAGCAGUGCUGUGGCAGCAAGCUGAUGAAAACAGGCAAAAUUCAACUGAAAAAGCAUGUUUUGGAACAGCCCUACCAGAAGAAAAACUUAAUGACUUUCGUGAUGAACAAAUUGGACAGUUGCAGGAGCUGAUGCAAGAAGCCACUAAACCCAAUAGGCAAUUUAGUGUCACUGAGUCUAGGAAACCAAAACUUUAGUCUAUACAAUAAAGCUUAACAAAGCAUUUUCAGUUCUGAACCCCUUGAUUUAACUAUUAUUGUUUUUAAAAAUUUAUUUCUGGGGCUGGCCACGUGGCUCAGUGGUCAAAUGUGCGCGCUCUGCUGCUGGCAGCCUGGGUUCGGAUCCUGGGCGCGCACCCAUGCACCGCUUCUCCGGCCAUGCUGAGGCGGGGUCCCACAUACAGCAGCUAGCAGGAUGUGCAACUAUGACGUACAACUAUCUACUGGGGCUUUGAGGAGAAAAAGGGAAAAAAAGGAGGAGGAUUGGCAAUAGAUGUUAGCUCAGGGCCAGUCUUCCUCAGCAAAAAGAAGAGGGUUGGCAUGGAUGUUAGCUCAGGGCUGAUCUUCCUCACCAAAAAAACAAAAAAUGAUUCCUAAAAAAAAAAAAAAAAAUUUAUUUCUUCAGCUUUUAGGCUUUGAGAAUGCCUCGUGUUAAUGAAAUAUUCUUUUAUUUGGUGAUGUCAUGAAUGCUGUCUGCAAUAUAUAGAUCAGGAUCACUAGUGGGUGAAACUUUACGUUAUUGAAGUAACAGUACUUGCUGGAUGGAAUUUGAUUUUUGGACUAAAGAAAGAAUGGCUCUAAAAUGGACAAAAUUGUGGACUUUUGCCAAAAAAAUUUUUAUAUAUUAAUUUGUUUUUAAUGCUAUUAUUGUUCAAGCAUUAGCCUCAUAGCUUUAGGUUCAUCAGAUAAGUAUGCCAUGAUAAUGAUAGAUAUGGAAUUCCAACAAGGUUAUUAUUUAAAUACAUUGUCAUCUUGAAAGUUUUAUUAUUUCUACUUUAAAAAUACGUAUAUGAUUAUUCUCUUAAAUGUCCUUUCUCCCCUAGUCAUUGUUUAUUUACAAUGAAAGGAUAAAAAGAAGCUUUAAGAUUCAGUAUUAUACUACCAUUUGUGUAGUAGAUUAUACAAUGUAUAAUACAGUAUUUGUUAACAAAACAGAUUACCCCUUAAAUUAAAUAAUUUGUAAUUAC